AUGUCAUCAACAACAUCAUCAACGUCACUACUUCUUUGUGUUUUAGUCAAAUCUGCAAAAAUACAAUCUUUAGACAAUGAAUGUUAUUCUUAUGUUGUAUUGAAAAUUGAUAAUGUCAAAUCAACAACAAGUGUUGUAAAAGGUCAACAACCUAAUUGGGAACAAGAAUUUUAUUUUGACGUACCCGAUCGUUCAACAGGUCUUCAAAUCGAAUUAUGGGAACGUGGUCAAUUUCGGGAUAAAUUACUUGGAUUAUGUCAUAUUGGUUUAGAUCGUAAUGAUAAUCAAGAUAUAACAAAUAUAAAUGAUGGUAAUGAACGAUGGAUUAUUCUUGAUUCGGAAUUAAUUUUAAAUCGUCAAGGACAAGUUGCUCGAACAUGUAAUCCAACAAAACAUUCAAUUUUGAUUCGUACUUAUGUUGAAUUACCAUCGGAUUUAACGGAAGAAGAAUCAAGAGAUUUAACUGAAAAACUUGAAAUUCUUCGUGAAAUUCUUGAUAAAGAAGGACGUCAAUUGCAAGAUGUUACACUUAAUGAAAUUAAAUCACUUUCCACAAUGUAUCUUGAUCAACAGCCUCUUCAAUAUCAACAAGUAACUAAUCAUUCUCACUCACAUUUUUCAGACGAUAGUGAUUACACAUCAGAUGUAUCUUAUCCGAUAAAUACUCAAGCUAAUUUAAAUUAUCCAGUAUCAUCUAUGUCACAAUCGAAUGUAGUACCAUUAACAAAUGAAAAUAUAUCUUCAUCAACAUCAACUAAAAAACCAUUAGCAUUUGUUCAACCACUUAUUAGAGAUUUACAUUCAGUACCAAACACAUCUCGAAAAUCAAAUCAAAAUCAAAUACUAAAUAGAACUUCAUUCAUAGAACAAGAACCACUUUCAUAUAUUAGUCAACCGAGAAAAUUACCUAUCAAUAACAUGACAGAUCUAAAUCAAAAUGAAAAGUAA
Messenger RNA from Rotaria sp. Silwood1, 948 nucleotides. NCBI's taxonomy places the organism in Eukaryota, Metazoa, Rotifera, Eurotatoria, Philodinida, Philodinidae. The record is from the annotation of a GenBank genome assembly.